Trifolium pratense (red clover) is the source of this 2250-nucleotide messenger RNA. Its product is annotated as FT-interacting protein 3-like. Lineage: Eukaryota; Viridiplantae; Streptophyta; Magnoliopsida; Fabales; Fabaceae. The transcript is spliced from 2 exons. Bases 1 to 2250 code for a protein of 749 amino acids. The record is from RefSeq and is a predicted model, not a curated record.
AUGGCCAACCAAAACCAAAAUCAAAAUAACAAUCAAAAGAAGCAAAGAGAAGAUUUUUCUCUAAAGGAGACAACACCAAACAUCAAUGCUGGAAGAGUGAUAAGUGGUGAUAGGCUUCCAACAUCAUUUGAUCUUGUUGAACAAAUGCAGUUUCUUUUUGCAAGGGUAGUGAGGGCCAAAGACUUACCGGGAACCGGUAAUUCCAAUACUUGCAACCCUUUCGUGGAAGUGAAGCUUGGAAGUUUUAUUGGUACAACAAAGGUCUUUGAGAAAACUUCAAAUCCUGAAUGGAACCAAGUUUUUGCUUUUUCUAAAGAGAGGAUUCAUGAACAAGUUUUGCAGAUUAUUGUGAAGGAAAAAGAUGCUGGUGCGUUCAUCGGUCAUGUGACAUUCACAAUUUCUGAUAUUCCUAUGAGGGUUCCUCCUGAUAGUCCUUUAGCACCACAAUGGUAUAAGCUUGAGGGUCAAAAUGGUGCAAAGCUUGAUCAAGGAGAGCUAAUGGUGUCUGUUUGGAUGGGAACUCAAGCCGAUGAAGGUUUUCCUGAUGCUUGGCAUACAGAUGCAACAUCUACUAGUGUUGAAAACAUCGCGUACACUAGUUCAAAAGUGUAUAUUUCUCCCCGACUUUGGUAUCUUAGAGUUAAUGUGAUUCAAGCACAAGAUUUGUUGCUCAAAAACAAAACUGGCAACAAUGAAAUCUUUAUCCAAGGUGUUAUAGGGAACUUGGCUUUGAGAAGCCGUCCGAUGAAGAUUAAUCCAAACCCUAUAUGGAAUGAGGAUUUGAUGUUUGUUGUAGCAGAACCUUUUGAUGACUCCUUGCUUUUGAGCAUUGAGCAAGGUCAAGGAAACUCCAACAAGCAUGAAAGUUUGGGAAGUUGUGUGAUUCAUCUUAAAGACGUGGAGAGAAGAAUAGGUGCAACUCCAACAGCUAGUGUUUGGUACAAUCUUGAAAAGCCUAAAGAACUUGAAGGCGGAGAGGAGGUUAAAUUUAGUACUCGAUUGAAUUUCCGAAUCUCUUUAGAUGGAGGGUAUCAUGUUCUUGAUGAGGCAACUCACUAUAGUAGUGAUCUAAGGCCGUCGUCAAAGUAUCUGAACAAACCAAGUAUCGGUGUUUUGGAAUUGGGAAUCUUGAACGCUGUGGGACUAUCUCCGAUGAAGAAGGAUCGAACUGACGCGUAUUGUGUUGCUAAGUAUGGUCCUAAAUGGGUGAGAACAAGGACUAUUGCUGAUAGUUUUUCACCGAGGUGGAAUGAGCAAUAUACUUGGGAAGUUUAUGAUCCUUGCACAGUUAUCACAAUUGUGGUGUUUGAUAACGGACACUUACAUGGAGGAGCUAAUGCUGGAGGAGGGAAAAAUGCUGAUGUAGGUGUUGAUAAGAGAAUCGGUAAGGUAAGGAUUCGGCUUUCAACACUUGAAAGUGAUAGAAUCUAUACUCAUUUUUAUCCACUUAUAAAUUUGCAUACUCAAGGAGCAAGGAAAAUGGGAGAAAUUCAAUUGGCAGUGAGAUUUUCUUGUCCUUCUUUGUUGAAUGUUUUGCAAACCUAUGCUCAACCUUUGCUCCCAAAAAUGCACUAUGUGUGUCCGUUGUCGAUGUUUCAGCUCGAUAGUUUGCGAAACCAAGCUGCUGUGAUCACUAUAAUGAGAUUCAAAAGAGCCGAACCGCCUCUGAGUAAAGAGGUUGUUGAGUUCAUGCUAGAUAUAGGGGCAAAUGUGUGGAGCAUGAGGAGAGGAAGAGCUCAGUUUUACAGAAUCGCUAGUCUUCUCAGCGGUUUAGUUUCGCUUGUUAAACGAUUCGAGGAGAUUCGCAGUUGGAAGAAUACAGCUAUAACCAUAGGUGUUUAUAUCAUCUUUCUCUUUAUCCUUUUCAAGCCAGGAGUUAUUUUGCUGGCAACGUUUUCCUUCUUACUGUUGAAGGGGAUGUGGCAGUACCGAAUAAGUGGCGCUAAUCUUCAGAAAAGGUAUGAUAGAUUGAGAGGAAUUUCAGGGAGAUUGCUUGCUGUGAUGGGGGAUUUGGCAACUCAAGGAGAGAGGGUGGAGUCUCUUAUCAGCUGGAGGGAUCCAAGAGCAACAGUUUUGUUCCUGAUUUUCUGUUUCAUUGCUGUCAUUGUGACUUAUUUCGUUUCUGUUCGCUUUUUAAUCUUCAUUUCGGUAACUUAUGUGUUAAGACCUCCAAGGUGUCGCUUCGAUUUGCCUGCAUUUCCACAAAACUUCCUCAGAAGGAUGCCUGCAAAAUCAGAUAGCAUGUUAUGA